This is a messenger RNA of Leptopilina boulardi, 1054 nucleotides long. Its product is annotated as S-formylglutathione hydrolase. The record is from RefSeq and is a predicted model, not a curated record. Gene Ontology annotation, molecular function: S-formylglutathione hydrolase activity. NCBI's taxonomy places the organism in Eukaryota, Metazoa, Arthropoda, Insecta, Hymenoptera, Figitidae. Bases 114 to 965 code for a protein of 283 amino acids. Gene Ontology annotation, biological process: formaldehyde catabolic process. The transcript is spliced from 5 exons. Gene Ontology annotation, cellular component: cytosol.
CUAAAAUUUUGCAUUUCCAUUGAGCGACUGUUUUAGAAAUGUGACUUUAGGUUUUUUCAAAACAACAACAAACAAUUUCAAUUUUGUGAUUUAAUAAAUAAAUAAACAAAUCAAUGAUGACUGAAUUUGCUUUAGUUUCAAAUAACAAAAUUUUCGGAGGAUGGCAAAAAGUUUAUACCCACGAAAGUACGGAAUUAAAAUGUAAAAUGAAUUUUGGUGUUUAUUUACCACCACAAGCGGAAAAUGGUCCAGUGCCUGUAAUUUAUUGGCUUUCUGGAUUAACGUGUACAGAGGCAAAUUUUAUUCAAAAAGCCGGAGCACAAAAAUAUGCUGCUGAACAUGGUGUAAUGAUUGUUGCACCAGAUACAAGCCCUCGUGGUCUUAAUCUUCCUGGUGAAGAAACAUCUUGGGAUUUUGGUACUGGUGCUGGAUUUUAUGUCGAUGCUACUGAAGAACCGUGGAAAAAUAAUUACAAAAUGUAUAGUUACGUUACCAAAGAGCUGCCGGCUUUGAUUAAUGAAAAAUUUCCCGCCAUACCUGACAAACAAUCCAUAAUGGGACACAGUAUGGGCGGUCAUGGUGCUUUAAUUUGUUGUUUAAAAAAUCCCGGACAAUAUAAAACAGUCUCGGCAUUUGCGCCAAUUUGCAAUCCAGUAAAUUGUCCAUGGGGACAAAAAGCAUUUUCCGGUUAUUUGGGGGAAAAUCAAGGACAAUGGAAAAAUUGGGAUGCCACUGAACUUAUGAAAAUUUACAAUGGACCACCAUUAGAUAUUUUAAUUGAUCAGGGUAAAGAAGAUAAUUUUCUAAGUAAAGAAUUAUUACCCGAAAGUAUUGUACCUGCAGCUCAAAGUAUAAGUAUGCCUUUAACACUUAGAAUGCAUGAAGGUUACGAUCAUAGUUACUUUUUUAUUUCAACUUUUAUUGAAGAUCACAUUAAACAUCAUGCGAAAUAUCUUAAAAAUUAAAAAUAUCUUUUUUAUAAUAAUUGUGAAAAAUAUUUUUUAUUUUCGUUUAUAUUUCGAUAAAUAAUAAUAAUAAAUAAUACUCUUGACUA